Molecule: messenger RNA, 611 nt
Organism: Drosophila erecta
Lineage: Eukaryota; Metazoa; Arthropoda; Insecta; Diptera; Drosophilidae
Product: C-type lectin 37Da
Exons: 1
Coding region: 15-587 (190 amino acids)
Source: RefSeq, a predicted model, not a curated record
AUCAGUUACUCAAGAUGUUGUCGUCCAAGUUAGUUUGCUUCGCACUGGCCAGUUUGGCCUUUGGUCAACUUAAUAUAGUGGCCAGCGAGGAAACCAUUGCCGUUUGUCCCACCAACUUCGUCCAGGUGGCGGGCAAGUGCCUCCUCUUGGAUGGUAAAUGGAAGAACUUCUACGAGUCGGAUCGUCACUGUCAAUCCCUUAACGCCGGACUUCUGAGCAUUGACAAUCCAACGGAGCUCAAUGCCAUCAAUAAAUGGCUGCCAAUUGUUGCACCCCAUACGCCGGAGCUAUGGACAUCCGGCAAUAAGCUGGGCGGAACUGCCGAUUACUACUGGCAGAGCAUUGGCCAGAAGGCUGCUUACCUUCCCUGGCGGGUCGGCCAACCCACUCCCACCACCGGCGAUUGCCUCACACUGCUGGCUAACGUCACCAUGACUGCCGAAGAGACCAUAAUGAGCGAGCACCGCCUGGCCGUGAAGGCCUGCACCCAAUGGGCACCCCACAUCUGCCAGGCCCCAGUGCAAAUCUUCAAGACCCAGCUUUGCCUUAAUACUAAUGCUUUCUUCGAGGCCAAGGUACCCGUCUAGGUAAAUUGUUACCGUUCUCGUGUU